Molecule: messenger RNA, 1216 nt
Organism: Gastrolobium bilobum
Lineage: Eukaryota; Viridiplantae; Streptophyta; Magnoliopsida; Fabales; Fabaceae
Product: probable E3 ubiquitin-protein ligase BAH1-like 1
Exons: 6
Coding region: 66-1040 (324 amino acids)
Source: RefSeq, a predicted model, not a curated record
GAGAUUCAUCGUUUCAGCGACAAACCCUGUGAGUGGAUUGCAUUCCUUUAUGUUUCUUGCAAAACAUGAAGUUCUGCAAAAGAUACCAGGAGUACAUGCAAAGCCAGGAUAAGAAGCUUCCUGUGGUUGGCUUCAAGAAGCUCAAGAAAAUCUUGAAGAAGUGCAGAAGAGAAUGUCAAUCCCAGAAAAGCCUUCAUGCACCCCUUGGCAUCAAAACCUGCCCUGACCAAUGCCCAGUGUGCGAUGGGACCUUUUUCCCUUCCCUUCUCAAUGAAAUGUCAGCAAUAGUUGGAUGUUUUAAUCAGCGUGCGCAGAAAUUGCUGGAGCUACAUCUCGCUUCUGGCUUCAGAAAGUACAUUUUCUGGAUCAAAGACAAAUUACAAGGGAAACACACUGCAUUGAUUCAAGAAGGGAAAGAUCUGGUUACUUAUGCACUCAUAAAUUCCAUUGCAAUUAGAAAAAUACUAAAGAAAUAUGAUAAGAUUCAUUAUUCCAAGCAAGGGCAGUUAUUCAAGUCACAGAUCCAGAGUAUGCACAAGGAAAUUCUUCAAAGUCCCUGGCUUUGUGAGCUUAUGGCCUUCCACAUCAAUUUAAGGGAGACCAAGGUCAAGUCAAGGAAGGCACAUGCUUUUUUUGAUGGAUGUUCCCUCACAUUUAAGGAUGGGAAACCAUCACUUACUUGUGAGAUCCUUGAUUCUAUCAACAUUGAUAUUGACUUGACUUGUUCUAUAUGCUUGGACACAGUGUUUGAUCCAGUUGCUCUGAGUUGCGGCCAUAUAUUCUGCUAUAUUUGUGCUUGCUCGGCUGCAUCAGUAUCUAUUGUUAAUGGACUUAAGGCAGCAGAUCCUAAAGAAAAAUGUCCUUUAUGUCGAGAGAGUGCAGUUCAUCAAGGUGCUGUUCACUUGGAAGAACUAAAUAUUCUUUUAGGUCGAAGCUGUCAGGAAUACUGGGAGCAAAGGCUUCAAGCAGAGAGGGCAGAAAGGGUUAAGCAAAUAAAGGAACACUGGGAAUCACAGUGCAGGGCAUUUGUGGGCGUCUAAGUAGUUUCUUUGGUAGAGAGUAUAAGGGUAGUUUUAGGCUGAAUGUAUUUGUGUAAUUGUUCUUUUGUAUGUCACAUUCUUAAUAAGGUGAAGCUGCUUGUAAAAUAUCUAGAAGGUUGUUAAUGGCAUAAGGGACUCCACUUCAACAAUGAUCAAUAGGAUUGAGAAUCUUGUAA